AUGUCACCCUCCGCUGAGACACCAUCAACCGGCACAAGCAACGGCAGCACGCCGAGCCUAGCACACAACCCCAACCAUGAAGAACACCAAUAUCUCAACCUCAUCCGCACGAUCCUCGCCUCAGGCGAAUACAGACCCGACCGCACAGGUACCGGCACACGCUCCAUCUUCGCACCCCCUCAGCUCCGCUUCUCGCUCUCAAAACCUGCUCCCAACCCCGCCGACGACCCCAUCCCCGUCCUCCCCCUCCUGACCACCAAGCGCGUCUUCCUCCGCGCCGUCGUCGCCGAACUGCUCUGGUUCAUCUCCGGCUGCACCUCAUCCCUGCCGCUCUCCGACCAAGGCGUCAAGAUCUGGGACGGCAACGGCAGCCGUGAGUUCCUCGACAAGGUCGGCCUGGACCACCGCGAGGUCGGCGAUCUGGGUCCCGUGUACGGGUUCCAAUGGCGCCACUUCGGGGCCGAGUACGUCGACGCCAAAACCGACUACACGGGACAAGGCGUUGACCAGCUCGCCGAGGUCGUGCACAAGCUGAAGAAUAACCCCUUCGACCGCCGCAUCAUCAUGAGCGCCUGGAACCCCGCCGAUCUCAAGAAGAUGGCCCUCCCGCCUUGUCAUAUGUUCGCCCAGUUCUACGUCUCCUACCCCAAUGGCCAAGACCAGAAGGGUCAUCUCCACUGCCAGCUCUACCAGCGCUCGUGUGACGUCGCCCUCGGCGUGCCGUUCAAUAUUGCCUCCUACGCCCUCUUGACCCAUAUGAUUGCUCAUGCUGUGGACCUGCAUCCCGGUACCUUUGUUCAUGCCAUGGGUGAUACUCAUGUCUACCUGGACCAUGUCGAGCCCUUGCAGGAGCAGCUGGUGAGGGAGCCCACCGAGUUCCCGGAGUUGAAGAUUCGUCGGGAUGACCGCGGUAGUGGGGUGGUCGAUGGCUGGAAGCCGGAGGAUUUUGAGGUCGUCGGGUAUAACCCUCACAAGGCUAUCAAAAUGAAGAUGAGCGUUUAG
Molecule: messenger RNA, 1002 nt
Organism: Aspergillus oryzae RIB40
Lineage: Eukaryota; Fungi; Ascomycota; Eurotiomycetes; Eurotiales; Aspergillaceae
Product: thymidylate synthase
Exons: 1
Coding region: 1-1002 (333 amino acids)
Biological process (GO): dTMP biosynthetic process
Cellular component (GO): cytosol; mitochondrion
Molecular function (GO): thymidylate synthase activity
Source: RefSeq, a predicted model, not a curated record